Molecule: messenger RNA, 1563 nt
Organism: Tetranychus urticae (two-spotted spider mite)
Lineage: Eukaryota; Metazoa; Arthropoda; Arachnida; Trombidiformes; Tetranychidae
Source: RefSeq, a predicted model, not a curated record
AAUGAAUCAUCAUGUUUUUAGCGCCCCUUUUGGUUUUCUUUGUUUCCAUUACGUCUCUUAUUUAUAAUCCUUUAAAUGGUAAAAUGAUGGACAUGAAAUACAUGAAAAAAAUGGACAUAAGUGUUACCUCUUCAACUGCCAUUUUAAUGGAAAUUACGUUUGGUCAAGUUUUCAAGUUUAUCUCUUUUAAUGAUUCUUAACUUCAAGGCAAAGACGGAUCUAUGGGUGGUAAUUGUGAUGGAGACUGCGAUGGAAUGAUGAUGAAUCCAAUGGGCGAUGAAUCAAUGAUGAUGCCAAUGAUGUCAAUGAUGGGAAUGGAUGAUGAUGGAAUGAUGAUGAAAAAAUCUUCUGGAGGAGGUGGUGAUGGUGGUGGUGGUGGUUGUUGUCCAGUAAUGCAAAUUUAUUCAUCAGAAAAGUCAGCCCCAAUGAGUCCAUCAAAUUCAGAGAAACAAUCUUCAUCUCCUCCUCCACCAAAUGUACAAGUUAUGAUGCUUCCGAUGCCAAGUCCAAUGCCUAUGCACAUGAGCUCCCCAAUGCCAAUGCCAAUGCCUAUGCCGAUCCCCAUUCCCGUACCAGUUCCAUCGCCUGCUCCAUCUCCAAUGUCUAUGGUGAUGCCUGUUUCCAUGUCGAUGUCCAUGCCUAUGACUAUGAACGCUGAUAUGGGCAAUGGUGGCAAUAACAUGAUGAUGAGCCAUCCAAGUCCUAUGAUGAUGAAAUGGGCUGAUGCUCCUGGCAUGAUGAUGACUGGAUCUGGAAUGAUGAUGCCUUCAGCUGGAGCUAUGAUGAUGCCUUCGCCACCUUCAAUGAUGAUGCAUGCUCCUUCCUCAAUGAUGAUGCCUUCACCUCCAUCCAUGAUGAUGUCUGGCCCAUCAUCUAUGAUGAUGCCUAAAAUGAUGUGGUCUAAUUCACCUAUGUCUAUGAUGAUGGGAAAAUGAGAGUCAAACACCAAACACGAGUCAAUAAACCAUCUUUGAGGCAAACCUGCAACCACUUGGUACAUUUACAUAACUCUAUCGCUCUCAACUGUAAAACCUUCAAUUUCUAGACACACUCGGAUCUUUUAGUGAAUAAUUUUCCGAAAAUUUCAAUUCAAUCCCAAUUCGAAGUAUCAACAUUUAGAGCCCCAAAGAUUUAAUUAUAGAUAAUGGCCAUAAAGAGAUUUUGGUUAUUCUGGUAAUAAAUCCUGUCUAUUAUUUCAAAUAUUAAUAACAUUAUGAAUAGCCUUUGGUAUAAACUCAUCCAGAUAGUGCGUACGAAUGAUCAAGACAUUUUCAUCACGUAAUGUUUGUUGCCAUUAUUGACCUUAUAAUUGAAUCAACUAUGAAAGACACAAAGGGACCACAAGCCACAAAAAAAGGACAAAACACAGCAAGAAUAUAAACUAAAAAAACCUAAAGUAAAUAAUUUGGCUUGAAAAAAAAGCAAUGCAUAAACAUGUAUUUAUAUUAUACAUAGCAUUUUGUUUGUUGUAUUAUAAUCAUCAACAUCAGCAUCUUCAUCCAACUCAUCACCAUCAACAUCAUCUUCAUUCUUAAUAUUCAGCAUUAUGUUCAUUUUUAUUGU